AUGCGAAGGUAUACCGAUUCAGAGCGCUCUGCAGCGCUCCUACUGUUGAGUGUGUGGGCGAGGCUACCAUGUCCCGCCUACGUAUUCGCGAACGAAUCGAGCGCAAAUAGCGUGCUUCGGUCAUGCUUCGAUGCCGUAAUCUAUUCGAAGUCUACACCGAUAUAUGGUUCGUGUACAACAUCGCUUUCAUCUACGCGAUGGCCCGUCCGUCUGGAACUCGACGACACGCCCACGAGUAUCGCACGUAGGGACGUGACAGCAUUCUUCAGCCCACAGGACUGCGUCAACUUUCUACGUUUCACGCAAUCGCAAGUGAGUUAUGCUAUUGCUGGAUCUGCUGUUGAUCCCCGCGUACGUCCGAACUGUGGGUUCGUGGUAAGAGGACGGGAAGCUCUGUGCGUGCUCCUGUAUCGGCUCGCUUUCCCAUGCCGCCUGAAGGACAUGCGCUUGGUUUUCGGGAUGAGCGAAUCGUGUAUCUGCGAAGCCUUCAACUGGAUGUUGCAUUUUCUAGACUUCAGGUGGGAGUAUCUGCUGUCCCUCUGUUGGUGA
Messenger RNA from Ectocarpus sp. CCAP 1310/34, 549 nucleotides. Lineage: Eukaryota; Phaeophyceae; Ectocarpales; Ectocarpaceae. The record is from the annotation of a GenBank genome assembly.